This is a messenger RNA of Olea europaea var. sylvestris, 824 nucleotides long. RefSeq names its product ethylene-responsive transcription factor RAP2-9-like. The transcript has a single exon. NCBI's taxonomy places the organism in Eukaryota, Viridiplantae, Streptophyta, Magnoliopsida, Lamiales, Oleaceae. Gene Ontology annotation, molecular function: DNA-binding transcription factor activity; DNA binding. The record is from RefSeq and is a predicted model, not a curated record. Gene Ontology annotation, biological process: regulation of DNA-templated transcription. Bases 54 to 599 code for a protein of 181 amino acids.
UUAUCCGUUCUGUAAAAUUGUAAAAGAAAGGAAUGUGCGAGUGAGGUGUAAAAAUGGUGAGGCCUCAAGGAGGAGGAAAAAAAGAAAGACGUGACGGCAUUAGUACCGGCCGGUUCAAGGGUGUGAGGAUGAGGAAGUGGGGGAAGUGGGUGGCGGAGGUCCGCCAACCCAACAGCCGUGACAGGAUUUGGUUAGGAUCAUACGAGACGGCGGAGGAGGCAGCGAGAGCAUAUGAUGCUGCCAUGUUUUGCUUGCGUGGUCCUACAGCGGUGAUAAAUUUUCCCGAUGAACCCCCGGAUAUUCUUUCGGCUGGUGAAUUGUCUCCGCCGCAGAUACAGGUUGCUGCCUCGAGGCACGCGAGGAGAGUUUUGCCUGAGUCGACUGGGUUGGGAAGCAGUGCGGUGGAGUUGGAGUUGAAACAGCCAGCGACUAGAACUGGAUUUUUUGGGGAGAGUGAAGAUAUGGGUUCUUCUUGUGAUUUUUCAAGUGCUGAUUGUUAUUUGGCAGCGGAGGAGGGAGGCGGAGGAGGAGGAGGAGGAGGAGGUGGUGUUGGUGUUGAGGGAGAAUAUUUUGGGACACAAAACAUGUGGAGUUUUUAAUGGUAUAACUAGGCAGUGCGCUCCAUUGCCAUCCCUCCAAAGAAAUAAGAAAGUCACACUUAUUGUAACUAAUUAGUUCCACGUGUAGACCUUGUGUAGUAGAAACCUUGGAGUUUUUCCCUAUUAUUCUCAUAUUUUAAUUGAGUGAAUUUUUCAUGCAAGAUUAUUAACCAAUAUCAAUUUUGAGAUUCGACCGAUCUAUUAAACCUAUUAUGCUUUAGAGCU